Molecule: messenger RNA, 318 nt
Organism: Salpingoeca rosetta
Lineage: Eukaryota; Choanoflagellata; Craspedida; Salpingoecidae
Exons: 5
Coding region: 1-318 (105 amino acids)
Biological process (GO): microtubule-based movement
Cellular component (GO): cytoplasm; centrosome; cytoplasmic dynein complex
Molecular function (GO): dynein intermediate chain binding
Source: RefSeq, a predicted model, not a curated record
AUGAGCAACGGAAAGGCAGACAUGUCGGCUGUGAAGGAGACGGCAGACAUCCUCGAGCGCAUAUCCCAGCGUGACGGCACAGAAGGCGUUGUUAUCGUUGGCGACAAGGGGAUGGUGAUGCAUUCCACGAUGGAAGGCUCCCUCAAGAGCGCAGAGAACUGGGUACAGAUGACCAGGACGGCCAAGCACGUCGUGCGCGAAGUCGACCCAACGAACGACUUGAGUGUGCUCCGCAUCCGCACGAAGAAGCGCGAGAUCCUCAUCACGCCUGACGACAAGCACAUGCUGAUGGUGUUCCAAACGACGGAUCGCAAGUAA